Molecule: messenger RNA, 1208 nt
Organism: Populus euphratica (Euphrates poplar)
Lineage: Eukaryota; Viridiplantae; Streptophyta; Magnoliopsida; Malpighiales; Salicaceae
Exons: 7
Coding region: 252-1208 (318 amino acids)
Biological process (GO): negative regulation of DNA-templated transcription; regulation of transcription by RNA polymerase II
Cellular component (GO): nucleus
Molecular function (GO): transcription corepressor activity
Source: RefSeq, a predicted model, not a curated record
UUGAGACCCAUGCCGGGAGUGUUUUACAAAGGCCAUAUGAACAUAUCCAUGUUGCUCGAAGCAACAGCUCUCUCUUGCAGUGUCAGUUUGAAGUUUGGCAGAGCAAUGUAGAGGUCGAGCGGCGCACCUUUAAUGAGAUUGUUCCCCGUAAUGGCGCCUCCGAUAAACAUGAUGAUGCUUGCCUGAUUUGUGCAGAUGGAGGGGACCUGAUCUGUUGCGAAAAGUGUUGGUCCACUUCCCAUCUCAAAUGUAUGGGAUUGGAAAGGAUUCCCCAAGGAGAAUGGAUUUGUCCCUACUGUGUGUGCAAGCACUGUAAUGAAAACGACAAAGACCUGCAAACUUGCGUUCAAUGUGAUAAAAAAUAUCAUUGCCAGUGUUUAGUUAGCAGUAAGGAGUUGGAUCUUAAUGCCAGUGGCGAAACCUUAGCAUGUGAUUCUCACUGCGGAGAGGUUUAUGAGAAGCUUCAGAGCCUCGUAGGUGUGAAGCAUGAGUUAGAAGGAGGGUUCUGUUGGACUCUCCUCCAACGGAUGGAGCCAGACAACUUGGACUUCAAGGAUCUUCAUUUAAUCACCGAAUGCAAUUCAAAAAUUGCAUUGGCCUGGGAGGUGCUGGACGAAUGUUUCACGACAAUCAUUGAUCGGCAUACGCAGAUCAAUGUAGUUCAGAGUGUGGCUUAUAGUCGAGGAUCGAACCUCAACAGGAUAAAUUUUCGAGGCUUUUAUACUGCGAUCCUGGAGAAGAACGAUGACAUCAUUUCAGCUGCAACUAUAAGGGUGCACGGGACCGAUUUGGCUGAGAUGCCUUUCAUUGGAACUCGGGACUUGUAUAGGCAAAACGGGAUGUCAAGAAUGUUACUGGUUACUCUUGAAUCUAUUUUUUCAGUUAUGGGAGUUGAGCAUCUAAUCAUCCCAUCAGUCCAGGAGCUCACUGAGAUGUGGGAGGGGAAAUGCGGGUUUUCCCCCAUUGAGGAUGCUGUUAGCCAAAAGAUCACCAACUGGAACACCCUCACGUUUCCAAGUGCAGUCAGGCUGCAAAAGGCCCUUCUCAGCACUCCAGCUAGUAGUUCUUCUGCAGUCAUGAAUGUGGACGAGGGCGUGGAAGUAGAUGAGGGUGUGGAUAUGGUCAGUGAUAACUGUGCAAAACUUGCUGGUCUAGAUUUAAACCAUGAAUAUACUGAAUCUGGAGAUGACGAGGCAGAAGACAAGUGA